AUGAGAGUCUGGGUCAUUCCGACGGUCUUCCUGUACACAAUAUUUUGUUCAGAGUCAGGUAUCGCUUCUUUGCUUCGUAGUCAAGGUAACAACACAAUCAUAGCUCUACUGCCUGUUCACACAAGCACUGCAGACUCCAAGCAAUGCUCGAAUGAAGUUCAUUUUAAAUCUGCCGUUGAAAGUCAAGCGUUAGAGUAUGCAGUCCAGAAAGUAAACUCAGAUCCAAAUUUCAAAGAUCAGAUUUCGCUCGGCCUCGACAUUGAAAAUAUGUGCAACAAAACACCUCAAAACGUGAUAAAUGUGAUAGAGACGUCGUUUAAAAGAUAUAAAACCCCAAAACCAAGUUCGUUUAUAGUCGACCUUUCAGAUUUGUUAACUCGACUGGUCCUAGACGGAUCCAAAAAUGUUCCUGUUUUUACCCUGGGGUCCCAUCGCCCACGUGAUGACGCAUUUACUCCAUUUAUCUUCGAACCGAGCAAACCGCGAAUCGGGAACGCUGUCGAAACAUUACUUCAACUACUAAACUGGACAGCUUUUGAUGUUUUAGUGGCGAAUGCGAGCGACUACGAGUAUUUUAAGGACGUGACAAAAACCUCUGAAGUUUGUGAAAAUCGUGUGUUUUAUGAACAAUCUAUUUCGGGACAAACCCUCAACAAUGACAAUGAAACAUAUCCGCUUUUGAUCUUUUCUGAUACCAUCAAAACGCUCACAAAUCUACCGGCGAAAUUAAAAGGACGCAAUGCUAUAAUUGCAAGCAACUUUUUAGAAAUCGAUGAACGUUUCCCAAAAACUUUGGCUCUUAAACAGCGCGUUCCAAAUUUGGACGAAUUUGAGGAAUUUUUGCGCAAAUCUGCUCAAAAUAAUGACAGUUGGUUUGGCGGAAUGAUUCGUAAGUCCGCGCAGUUUGGAGAAUGUAAAGAACCUGGGAACGAGUCAUGUUUGUCGGAGAUACUCGGGAAGCUCUCGGGUGAACUUCGUCACGGAGGGAAAGUUAUAGACGCUGUGUACACGAUCGCGCAUGCGUUGAAAAACACUAAAAAAAGACCCCUUAGCAAUGAUGAUAUUGUGGCGACCCCUGAAUUUACAAGUCCUACUGGAAAGGAGAUUUGUUUUUCAGCAAAUAAGGAUCUAUCGAAGCUACAAUAUAGUGUUUAUAACCUCGCCAAAACUCCAGCUACUUUGCUUGGAAAUAUACAAACUCUCCCAGAUAACACAAAAGCCCAACUGUCAUUGGUCGAACUAGACUUGAAUCGUGAUACCACUGGUUGCUUAGUAACGUGUCCUGUAGGACUCUCCCCAGUUCCCACCUCGGCCAAAUGUUGUGUCACGUGUGAAAAGGAAAAUUCGACCGCGUGUGAAAAGGGACUGAGGUUGAGUGACGAUGGCUUGAAAUGUGUUGAAGUUCGCUUGGAUUAUCUGAAGUGGAAGCACCCAUUGAGUAUUGUGAUUUUCAUUCUAGUACUUUCCCUCUUUUGUGUCUUAUUCUGUUUGGUGAACCUCUAUCACAAAAAGGCGCAAAGUCCGACAGUUUUGACGUCGAAGCUCGCCACAAUGCCGCUUCUUUUGUCGCUUUUCAUCACCCUCAUCCAUCCUAUGUUGCCUAUCAUCAAACCUAGCGCUACUUCAUGUAAUGCUUAUGUAUUUGGCUUCGUCCAGGCUUUGGGUAUUCCAUUGUGCAUCCUUAUUUCUCGCUCGAAUUCUUAUUUCAAAAAAUUCCGAGAGGAAGAUGGAAGUUUGAAGAGAAAAGUGCUUCGUUCUAGCCCACAAAAUCUGAUCGCAAUUUUCCUCAUUGUCUUCCAAAUCAUUUUAUCCAUAAUCUUCAUUGCAGUCUUGUCUGCGCAUGUCGUGCACUACGAGACUGCUGACCCGUAUGUUGAUUAUAUCGAGUGCUCAACUUUCGCAGGUGGAGAAUUUUUAUUCCCGUUUUUCUUUAUCAUCAUUUUGUCGCUCUUUUUUUCCGUCAAAAAUUUCGGCGCCGAGACCGUUUCGGAAGACACGUACGAGUCUCAUUUUACCGCCAUAUUUUUCCUUGGGUUUUAUCUCCUGUCUUUUGUGAACAUCGUAGUGGUGUAUGGGGUGAUAGGCAAAGUUAAAGUGAUGCUUCUUUGUGUUUUGGGCGUGUUGCAUCUCUUGAAUUUCCUCUUCUUCAUAUUCUUGCCGAAAGUGUAUGUCAUUGUCUUGAACCGUGAUUUGAUUCGGUUCAGUCCCCCACUCUACCCGGACAGGGAAGUGUUGAUAUUUGGCGAUUUGCCUGGGAUCGAGGACGAUCAGCCUGAGCACAAGGAAGGACCACCUUAA
Messenger RNA from Paramuricea clavata, 2298 nucleotides. The record is from the annotation of a GenBank genome assembly. Lineage: Eukaryota; Metazoa; Cnidaria; Anthozoa; Malacalcyonacea; Plexauridae.